Mastomys coucha (southern multimammate mouse) is the source of this 3239-nucleotide messenger RNA. RefSeq names its product adaptor related protein complex 1 subunit beta 1 (gene Ap1b1). The record is from RefSeq and is a predicted model, not a curated record. Gene Ontology annotation, cellular component: membrane coat; clathrin adaptor complex. Lineage: Eukaryota; Metazoa; Chordata; Mammalia; Rodentia; Muridae. The coding region runs from base 190 to 2991 and encodes 933 amino acids. Gene Ontology annotation, biological process: intracellular protein transport; vesicle-mediated transport. The transcript has 22 exons. Gene Ontology annotation, molecular function: clathrin binding.
AGUUCCGCGCGAAGGCCGCUCACUUCCGCUCGGCAGGUGACAGCCGUGAGGCUUGGAGCGGCCGGCUGCUGCGACGCACCGGAGGAGAGGGAGGCGGAGGCUGCGGACAUUUUGCUGCUGAAGCGAGCCGAUCCUCGGCACCCGGAGCCGUUUGGAUUUGUGGAGUCCGGCCACAGAUAAAGGACCGAAAUGACUGACUCAAAAUACUUCACCACAACCAAGAAAGGGGAGAUCUUCGAGCUGAAGGCAGAGCUUAACAGUGACAAGAAGGAGAAGAAGAAGGAGGCAGUAAAGAAAGUGAUUGCGUCAAUGACUGUGGGCAAAGAUGUCAGUGCUCUCUUCCCUGAUGUGGUGAACUGCAUGCAGACAGACAACCUGGAGCUAAAGAAGCUGGUGUACCUGUACUUGAUGAACUAUGCCAAGAGUCAGCCUGACAUGGCCAUUAUGGCUGUCAACACCUUUGUGAAGGACUGUGAGGACCCCAAUCCCCUCAUCCGGGCCCUGGCUGUGAGGACUAUGGGCUGCAUCCGAGUUGACAAGAUCACAGAGUACUUGUGUGAACCACUCCGGAAGUGCUUGAAGGAUGAAGACCCAUAUGUGCGCAAGACAGCGGCUGUGUGUGUGGCCAAGCUCCAUGACAUCAAUGCCCAGCUGGUAGAAGACCAGGGUUUCCUAGACACGCUUAAAGACCUCAUCUCUGACUCUAACCCCAUGGUGGUGGCAAAUGCAGUGGCUGCCCUGUCAGAGAUCGCUGAAUCUCACCCCAGUAGCAACCUGCUUGACUUGAACCCACAGUCUAUCAACAAGCUGCUGACAGCCCUUAAUGAAUGCACUGAAUGGGGCCAGAUCUUCAUUCUGGACUGUCUGGCCAACUACAUGCCCAAGGAUGACCGUGAGGCCCAGAGCAUCUGUGAGCGGGUCACUCCUAGGCUUUCCCAUGCCAACUCUGCUGUGGUGCUGUCUGCAGUGAAGGUGCUGAUGAAGUUCAUGGAGAUGCUGUCCAAGGACCUGGACUACUAUGCCACACUGCUCAAGAAGCUGGCCCCUCCUCUGGUCACACUGCUGUCAGCAGAGCCAGAGCUGCAGUAUGUGGCUCUACGCAACAUCAAUCUCAUUGUACAGAAAAGGCCAGAGAUUUUGAAGCAUGAAAUGAAGGUUUUCUUUGUGAAGUACAAUGACCCCAUCUACGUGAAGCUGGAGAAACUGGACAUUAUGAUCCGCCUGGCCUCCCAGGCCAACAUUGCCCAGGUGUUGGCAGAACUCAAAGAGUAUGCUACAGAAGUAGAUGUGGAUUUUGUACGGAAGGCAGUACGUGCCAUUGGCCGCUGUGCCAUCAAGGUGGAGCAAUCUGCAGAACGCUGUGUGAGCACAUUGCUUGAUCUCAUCCAGACCAAGGUCAACUAUGUGGUUCAGGAAGCCAUUGUGGUCAUUAAGGACAUCUUCCGCAAGUACCCCAACAAGUAUGAGAGUGUGAUAGCCACACUGUGUGAGAAUCUGGACUCGCUGGAUGAGCCUGAGGCCCGAGCUGCUAUGAUCUGGAUAGUGGGCGAGUAUGCUGAGCGGAUUGACAAUGCAGAUGAGCUACUCGAGAGCUUCCUUGAAGGUUUCCAUGAUGAGAGCACCCAGGUCCAGCUACAGCUAUUGACAGCCAUUGUGAAGCUCUUCCUGAAGAAGCCAACAGAGACUCAGGAGCUGGUGCAGCAGGUCCUCAGUUUGGCCACUCAGGACUCAGACAAUCCAGACCUCCGGGACCGUGGCUACAUCUACUGGCGCCUGCUCUCCACGGACCCUGUAGCUGCUAAAGAGGUGGUACUGGCUGAGAAGCCCCUCAUCUCAGAGGAGACAGACCUUAUUGAGCCUACACUGCUGGAUGAACUCAUCUGCUACAUUGGCACGCUGGCCUCUGUCUACCACAAGCCUCCCAACGCCUUUGUGGAGGGUGGCCGGGGAGUGGUGCAUAAGAGCCUGCCACCUCGCACUGCCUCGAGCGAGAGUACUGAGAGCCCUGAGACAGCCCCUGCUGGAGCACCUGCUGGUGAUCAGCCUGACGUCAUUCCUGCCCAGGGUGACCUGUUAGGUGACCUCCUCAACCUGGACCUUGGGCCCCCUGUGAGUGGCCCACCUUUAGCUGCCUCCUCAGUGCAAAUGGGAGCUGUGGAUCUUCUUGGUGGUGGCCUCGACAGCCUGAUGGGGGAUGAGCCUGAAGGGAUUGGAGAUAGCAACUUUGGGGCCCCUUCAGCAUCUGUGGCAGCAGCAACAGCACCUGCACCAUCCAGACUUGGAGCACCCAUCAGCAGUGGCUUAAGUGACCUCUUUGACCUGACCAGCGGUGUGGGCACCCUUUCAGGAUCCUAUGUAGCUCCCAAAGCAGUCUGGCUCCCUGCCAUGAAGGCCAAGGGGCUGGAGAUCUCUGGCACCUUCACCAGGCAGGUUGGCUCCAUCUCCAUGGACCUGCAGCUGACGAACAAGGCCCUGCAGGUCAUGACAGAUUUCGCUAUCCAGUUCAAUCGUAACAGCUUUGGUUUGGCCCCUGCUGCACCACUCCAAGUGCACGCACCUCUCAGCCCCAACCAGACCGUGGAGAUCUCCCUGCCUCUUAACACAGUGGGCUCAGUCAUGAAGAUGGAGCCUCUAAACAAUCUUCAGGUGGCUGUGAAGAACAACAUUGAUGUCUUCUACUUCAGCACUUUGUACCCACUGCAUGUCCUCUUCGUGGAGGACGGGAAGAUGGACCGGCAGAUGUUCCUGGCCACGUGGAAGGACAUUCCCAAUGAGAACGAAGCCCAGUUCCAGAUUAGAGACUGCCCACUUAACACAGAGGCUGCAAGCAACAAGCUGCAAAGCAGUAACAUUUUCACUGUCGCCAAGAGGAACGUGGAGGGCCAGGACAUGCUCUACCAAUCUCUGAAGUUGACCAAUGGCCUCUGGGUGCUGGCAGAGCUGCGGAUCCAGCCAGGCAACCCCAGCUUCACGCUGUCCCUGAAGUGCUGAGCACCGGAGGUGUCCCAGCAUGUGUACCAGGCCUAUGAGACCAUCCUCAAGAACUGAAGUCCCUCUCGCAUCCACCCCAGCCUUCUCUGUCAGCCCAAUCAUGGAAGCCUGUGGGUGGCAGUACUUCCUCCUUUCUUUGAGGAAAGGCCAGGUGGACUCCUGAACCACCCAGGAGGCUCCCCUGAUCCUAACUGAGGGCCUGGAGCAGGGCCGUGUCUCCUCUAGAGUGAAAUCUCAGUGCAUCUCCA